Molecule: messenger RNA, 4353 nt
Organism: Echinops telfairi (small Madagascar hedgehog)
Lineage: Eukaryota; Metazoa; Chordata; Mammalia; Afrosoricida; Tenrecidae
Gene: ATP13A5
Product: ATPase 13A5
Exons: 30
Coding region: 34-3633 (1199 amino acids)
Biological process (GO): intracellular calcium ion homeostasis; polyamine transmembrane transport
Cellular component (GO): late endosome membrane
Molecular function (GO): ATP binding; ATP hydrolysis activity; P-type ion transporter activity
Source: RefSeq, a predicted model, not a curated record
CGGGCUCUGCUCAGCCCCGGAGAGGAGGACGAAAUGGAGGUGUUUGGGUACCGCAGUCAGAUGCUCCGGCGUGCCCUGUGUUUGAUAGCAUCCGUGUUGACCUGUGGGGUCCUUGCGCUGGUGUUCUACUGGAGGCCCCAGUGGAGAGUGUGGGCCUGCUGCACGCCCUGCUCCUUGCAGGAAGCAGACACGGUUUUGCUGAGGACAACGGAUGAAUUUCAACGAUAUAUGAGGAAGCCGGUGAUCUGCUUCAACUUAUCAACACUGAGCUUUCCGAUAAGCAAGAGCCCCGGAGAACUUGUGGUGGCCGACCCCCACUCUGUCAUCAACAAAGCGAUUUUGAAGCCAGAAUUAAAACUGCGAUGCGUCCAAGUGCAGAAAAUCCGCUAUGCUUGGGACAACGUGGAGAAGCAGUUUCAAAAAGUUGGGUUGUUGGAAGACAGCAACUCCUGCUACGACAUCCACCAGACGUUCGGAGUGGGUCUGAGCAGUGACGAGCAGGAGGUCAGAAGACUAGUGUGCGGACCCAAUGCCAUUGAAGUGGAAAUCCAGCCCGUAUGGAAGCUGCUUGUUAAACAGGUUUUAAAUCCGUUCUAUAUGUUCCAAGCCUUCACCCUAACUUUGUGGCUGAGUCAAGGUUACACAGAAUACUCCAUAGCCAUCAUCAUCUUGUCGGUUCUCUCCAUCAUCUUGAGUGUGUAUGAUCUGAGACAGCAAUCCGUUAAACUGCACAACCUUGUGGAGGAUCACAACAAAGUCCAGGUGACAAUCAGAGUGAAAGAUAAAGGUCUACAGGAGCUGGAAUCCCGUUUCUUGGUUCCUGGGGACACACUGAUUCUCCCAGGGAAAUUGUCAUUGCCAUGCGAUGCUAUUCUGAUGGAUGGAAGCUGUGUGGUGAAUGAGGGCAUGCUCACAGGAGAAAGUGUGCCCGUGACAAAGACGCCGUUGCCCCAGUCGGAGCACACCAUGCCCUGGAAAUCGCACAGCCUGGAGGACUACCGGAGACACGUGCUUUUCUGCGGAACGGAAGUCAUCCAGAUCAAGCCCUCUGGGCAGGGUCCUGUCCGAGCCAUUGUUUUGAAAACAGGUUACAAUACAGCCAAAGGUGACUUGGUGAGAUCCAUCCUGUACCCCCGACCUCUGAACUUCAAAUUAUACAGUGAUGCCUUUAAGUUCAUUGUGUUCCUGGCCUGUCUUGGUGUGGCUGGCUUCUUCUAUGCCCUUGGCGUAUACCUGCACUAUGGAGUCCCUUCCAGAGACACGGUGACCAUGGCCUUGCUGCUUCUCACCGUGACUGUCCCACCUGUGCUGCCAGCUGCUCUCACCACUGGCAUUGUGUAUGCACAGAAGAGGCUGAAGGGGAAGAAGAUCUUUUGCAUCUCUCCACAGAGAAUCAACAUGUGCGGGCAACUAAACCUCGUGUGCUUUGACAAAACUGGUACUCUUACGGAAGAUGGUUUGGACCUGUGGGGAGUAGUUCCUUCGGCCGGCAACUGUUUCCAAGAAGUCCACAGCUUUGCCUCAGGCUCACCUUUGCCCUGGGGCCCCCUGUGCGCCGCCAUGGCCAGCUGUCACUCUCUGAUCCUUCUGGAUGGGACCGUCCAGGGAGACCCGCUGGACCUCAAAAUGUUUGAAGGCACCAAUUGGAACAUGGAAGAUGGCAGUGCAGACAACCGCACAGUGGGGAUGCCGGAUUCAGGCGUAGUAAUAAAGCCAGGGCCAAGAGCCAGCCAGAGUCCCGUGGAGUCACUCCGCAUCCUGCUCCAGUUUCCGUUUUCCUCGAGCCUGCAGAGGAUGUCUGUGGUCGCCCGGCUGGCUGGGGAAGACGGCUUCCAUGCCUACAUGAAGGGUGCCCCGGAGAUGGUGGCCACCUUCUGCAGAUCUGAAACAGUGCCCAACCAUUUCUCCCAAGAGCUGAGGAAUUACACAAUGCAAGGUUUCCGUGUCAUUGCCCUUGCCCAUAAAGCCUUGAAGAUGGGGAGGCUUUCAGAAGUGGUGAAUGUCACCAGGGAAGAGGUGGAGUCUGAGUUAACAUUCCUGGGACUUCUGAUCAUGGAGAACCGUUUGAAAAAGGAAACCAAACCAGUCUUGAAGGAACUGAGCGAGGCCCACAUCAGGACUGUGAUGAUUACAGGUGAUAACCUUCAGACAGCCAUUACUGUUGCAAAGAAUUCUGGGAUGAUUCCUCGAGGAAGCCAAGUGAUCCUAGUUGAAGCAACUGAGCCCGAAGGAUCUUUACCUGCCUCUGUGUCCUGGCAGCUGGUAGAAAACCAAGAGAAGGGACCAGGGAAGAAGGAAAGCUACGUCAACAUUGGAAACAGCUCAGCACCUGAUGGGGAAGGAGGGAGCGGUUACCAUUUUGCAAUGAGUGGGAAAUCCUACCAAGUGUUAUUUCAGCAUUUCUGCACCUUGCUACCAAAAAUUCUGGUGAAUGGAACCAUUUUUGCAAGAAUGUCUCCUGGGCAGAAAUCAAGCCUUGUUGAAGAAUUUCAGAAAUUAAAUUAUUACGUGGGCAUGUGUGGAGACGGAGCUAAUGACUGUGGGGCUUUGAAAAUGGCUCAUGCGGGCAUCUCACUGUCAGAGCAGGAGGCAUCUGUGGCCUCACCUUUCACCUCAAAAACGGCCAACAUCGAGUGUGUGCCUCAUCUCAUAAAAGAAGGCCGAGCUGCUUUGGUUUCCUCCUUUGGGGUGUUUAAGUACUUGACCAUGUAUGGCAUAAUCCAGUUUAUUGGCACAUCACUGCUCUAUUGGCAACUGCAACUCUUUGGAAAUUACCAAUACCUCAUGCAAGAUGUUGCUAUUACGUUGAUGGUCUGCUUAACAAUGAGUUCAACACAUGCCUACCCUAAGUUGGCUCCUUACAGGCCGCCAGGACAGCUGCUCUCUCCCCCUUUGUUACUCUCGGUCAUUUUGAAUUCCUCUUUCACCAUCAUCGUGCAGCUGUGUGCAUUUCUCUUUGUGAAGCAGCAGCCCUGGUAUUUUGAGAUCUACAAAUACAGGGAGUGCUUUCUGGCCAACCAAACGAAAUUCUCAACAAACAUGACUUUGGAAAGAAACUGUACUGGAAAUGCCACUAUGCUUCCUGGCUCCAUUCUGAGUUUUGAGAGCACCACACUGUGGCCCAUCUGCACCAUCAACUGUAUCACUGUAGCAUUUAUCUUUUCUAAGGGAAAGCCAUUUCGAAAACCCAUCUACACGAACUACAUCUUCUCAUUUCUCCUUAUAUCAGCCUUGGGCCUGACAAUUUUCCUUUUCUUCUCUGAUUUUCAAGCUAUAUACCGUGGAAUGGAGUUCCUCCCAACCGUCACAUCAUGGAGGAUUUCCGUUUUCGUAGCUGCCCUUGUUCAAUUCUGUGUGGCCUUCUUUGUAGAGGACGCCAUCCUUCAAAACCGACAGCUCUGGCUAUUGAUCAAGAAAAAAUUUGGUUUCUAUUCUAAAAGCCAAUAUAGACACUGGCAGAGAAAGCUGGCAGAAGACUCCAUGUGGCCUCCCACAAACAGGACAGACUAUGCAGGAGAGGGCAAAAAUGGUUUCUACAUCAACCUAGCCUAUGAGAGCACUGAGCAGAUUCCAAAAGAAAAACGGGAACUCAGAGAUGAAACCACAGAACAGCAUUUCUUAACCAGACUCUAAUCAGAAUUGUGGACCUCCAUGCUUAUCAGCAUCACCAUUCUUCAGAGAAACGACGACACGAGUGGAGGUGGUGGCUGACCCUUACCUAGUCUCUAUCUGAGGACUCAAAGCCCAAGUAUACCUACAUCGAGGCUUGAGAUAAAGGGCAUUCAACAUACUCAUUUUUCUGUAUCCUAUAACAUGAAGGGGGAAAAAUCAUUUCAUGGAUUACUUAUUUCAUUCAUAACAUGUCCUGUAAACUUUACUGACAUUAUAUACUAAUAGCCUGUUUAAAUUGCACAGUGUAAGGCCAUGAAAUUAGUGAUUUGAAUAUCAAUAGAAGGUAAAUUGAGUGAAAGUUUGGCCUUCACUAAUAUACAUUGCUCAUGUACAGAAAUACAAGAAUUCGGGAGAAAAAAAGAAACUCCCAAUAAACUGUUUACAAGUUUACUUAAAUCUGAUAUUCAUUUGGGAAGAAUAUUUGUUUACAUGUCUAAAAACUCUCCUAUGUGCUCCAUUCCCAACCCGCCAUUUAUUUUGAAUCAUCUGAUAGAGAAACAAGAAUGGUAACAACACUAACAGUAGAUGGCUAGAGUUGUGGAUGUGAAGAACAGUAGAGAUUUCUAUUAAUUGCAUAUGAUCUUGGUGGGAGCAGAGCUAAUACCUCAGCCAACUUCACCAAAGUGGGUCAUCUCCCAGAAUAUUAUUUUGUUUCCAGUGAGCUAGAAGGUCCAGAGUAAA